Molecule: messenger RNA, 702 nt
Organism: Plasmodium inui San Antonio 1
Lineage: Eukaryota; Apicomplexa; Aconoidasida; Haemosporida; Plasmodiidae
Exons: 2
Coding region: 1-702 (233 amino acids)
Source: RefSeq, a predicted model, not a curated record
AUGUAUCACAGGAAGGGCAGUGACCAUGAGGGUCGUGACGAUGAGGAUGAUGACAAUGAGGAUGAUGACGAUGAGGAUGAUGACGAUGAGGAUGAGGAAGAUGAAGACCAUGAGGAUGAAGACUAUCGGGAUGAAAUCCAAGACUGUUAUCAGAGAAGGAGUUACUACCCUUCUGGAGCAAGCGCCAAUGAAAACCGGCAAGAAUUUGCUUACUAUCAGCACGGGGAAAAGUCUGAAUUUUAUUACGACGGAGACGAAUUCGAAGAGAUAUUUACAAAGACAACAAAGAAACGUGUAAAGGGAAACUUCAGAGAUACAAUCACACAGGCAAGCAACACUGAUAGCGACGAAGAAGGAAUGUGCAUGGGGCCAUCCGCUAAAAGAUCUCAAGGACAACAGGAUUACCAAAAUCGUAGAAUGUCAAGGUUCCCACAGGGAAGGAAGUCAUCUGGAGAAACGGGGAAUGACUUUGGCGAGACAAGCGAAUCAUCCAAUUUGAUAGACAACUUUUUCGAAGACAUCGACAAAAGAAUCAAGAAGCAACCACUUCGCUCCCUUCUUCCUCACACAAAGGGCAAAAUUUUUCACACCACUUUUGGGAAUGCUUCUAUACGGGAAAGUAGUAAUGACCGUAGGUUCUUCGAUGGCUUAUUUGUUUUUUCUCGUUUCGUCCACUAUCAUAAUCAUUUACCUUGGACGUAA